This is a messenger RNA of Ilex paraguariensis (yerba mate), 2293 nucleotides long. The record is from the annotation of a GenBank genome assembly. Lineage: Eukaryota; Viridiplantae; Streptophyta; Magnoliopsida; Aquifoliales; Aquifoliaceae.
AUGGACGAUGGUGAUGCUAGAUCUGUUGAUGGACCAUAUCUGUCCAUUGAAGUGCUCGAUUUGGGCAUGGAAGUAGCUUCUAUGGAAUGCCCUGAAGAAUGUAGGGAGGUUGUGGCAUCCCUGAUGUUUGCUGCAGCAAGAUUUUCUGAUUUGCCAGAAUUGCGUGAUCUCAGAGAUAUAUUUCAAGAGAGAUAUGAAAGUUCUUUGGAAAGUUUUGUUAAUCAAAAGUUUGUAGAUAAGUUAGCCACAAAGCCUCCUACGAUGGAGAAAAAACUCUGGUUACUGCAAGACAUAGCAUCAGAGUUCUCUAUAAAGUGGGAGCCCAUGGGUUUUGCAGAAAGGAUGGCUGCUCCCCCUGGAUUAGCCCAGGAUAAAUCUAAGAAAUAUGGGUCUUUCCAUGUCACUGUGGAUGGAAACAAAUUGUCAAAAGCUGAUAAGCAGGAUAUUUUAUCCAGAAAGAAGUCUGAGUUUGUUGAUGAUGGUGGUCAUGGAAUACGGAGUGGCAGGGAGGGUAAUAUCUUGAGAAGAGAUGGGUCGGACAUUAAGCGCAUAGGAAGACAGGAAUUCAUCGGUAAUGGACACAAGCCAGUCCCUAGUGAGGGACACAUUAUCCCAAAUGGAAACAACAAUGACCUAUCACGCCGAAGGAGAGAACCCCUUGGUGAUCAGCACGGAUCAUGGAAUGAGAAGGAUGAUACUACCCUAAAGGUUGUUAGAUUAGGCAGUUCAUCUCAUGGUAAAAAACCAGAAUGUGUUGGUGGUGGAUCCCUUCUGCAGAAUGAUAAGGUGAAUGUUGUGUCCAAAGGAGAAAGGAAGGAUCCUUACUCUCGAGGAAAAUCAGAAGUUGCAGCUGCUUAUGCAGGACUAUCCGUAACCAAUGAUGGUAGAGAUGUCUCAUCAUUGAGUCGACAAAAUGUUGCUAACCCAACAAGAAAAGUGCAGGAGGAAGAAACCGAUAGGCCGAAAACCUACAAAAGUGCCCUCCCUCCACCGUAUGUGAAAUCAAAAGAUAAUGCCAUCCCUCCACCAUACUUUAAGCCAAAAGAUAGCAAACGUGAAGCCAGUGGAGGAUCUAAGCUUGUGGAUUCUGACCGUGAUGGAUACUCCAUAGAUACUUCACCCCAUAACAGGGGGAAUGCAGUUAACAGCUCAGAGAGCAUCCAUAAAGUAGAUCAUCCUGGCCAUGAGGGGCAAGGUCUUAGACCUGGUAGAUUGAAUAGUCAUGUUCAUGAGAAAGAUCAUCAUGAUGAGGAUGAUAAACUGUUGCUAAAACCAAGAUCAACGAGGAGGAAGCAUUCAAAAUCAUCAUCCAGCCACAACGAUGUAUGCAGUUCUGAAGAUACUGGGCUUCCAAAGAGCAGUUCCAGUAGCAGCAGGAGAAGAGAUCAUUCAGGCAAGGGCCUGCAAAUCUUGUUCGAUGAUCAGCAUUAUCAGAAAGACGCAGAGGAAAGGAUGAUAGAUAAACUGCUGUUGCGUUACAGUAAGAAACCAUCAACACAUGACGAAGGAAAGUUGAGAAAAAAGUUUCAAGCUCAUCCUUCACAUCAGAUAGCUGCUUAUGCUUGUGAGUCCUCGUACAGUCAAAGCAGAGAGGGGCAUGGUGUGAAGUCGGAAAUGGUUCCUCCUCCCAGCAGAUCUGUGUCUCUCCCUCGUGAAAAAACUGUUCCAUCAGGGGCCACAAAAAUUUUUACCCAUGCCAAUUCUUUUCAUCCAGAUAAGCAGGCACCUCAUGUGCAUCCCAAGUUACCAGAUUAUGAUGAUUUGGCUGCUCGGUUUGCAGCUCUGAGAGGGCGAUAAAAGGUAAAGAACGAAUGGAAACUUCACAAAUUGUUUCUGUUCUUUUUUGCAUGACCAUGUUCUAUCUCCUCACGUUUUUGCAUGAUGGGUCUCGUGUAGUUCUCUGGAUUUCCAAUGGUAUUGGGGAUUCGCCUUAACUCUUAUGAAGGGCUGUACUGAUGUUAGUGAUGAUUGAAUUCCCAUUGCAUAGCCAGGCUUUCAGACGACACAAACCUUCCAUUGCUCAGUAAUAAGAGUAUAGCACUGCAUUGUUUUCUUUAAUCCGUAAAAUGAGAUGGGUUUAACCUCACAGUUUGUGGUGCUAGCUUCCUCGUUUUUGUAAUCCAUCUCUUACUUCCAUAGCCAACUGAUAAUUGAUCUGCUUGUAUUUUGUGAAGUACUUGGUUUUUAAGUUGUAACAUUACAUGUAACGUCAAAUGAUGCAUAUGCCACAAUUAAUGAUUAAUAGUUGACAUUCAGAUUGCUACUAUUUUAUCUGUGUUCACUGCUAAUGAGG